Molecule: messenger RNA, 1206 nt
Organism: Sander lucioperca (pikeperch)
Lineage: Eukaryota; Metazoa; Chordata; Actinopteri; Perciformes; Percidae
Exons: 8
Coding region: 70-1206 (378 amino acids)
Biological process (GO): interleukin-15-mediated signaling pathway; positive regulation of ERK1 and ERK2 cascade; T cell activation
Cellular component (GO): membrane raft; external side of plasma membrane
Molecular function (GO): protein tyrosine kinase binding; MHC class II protein binding
Source: RefSeq, a predicted model, not a curated record
CACAGACUUUGACAGUUGAAAGGGUUAGACCGAGAGAGAAGCACGAUGGCUUGAUUCAGAUGGAUUAUAAUGUCUUCAUUUCUGAUGCUGCUGGUUCAGUUUAAAGCAGCAGCUGGGACGUAUUCCUUCUCCACUGUCAGAGUUGGAGAUGAAGUCACUUUUUCUUGUGGAAAUGUGACAGAUGAUCAGGAUCAGUGUAACAGUACUGACUGGUUCUUCACUGGUUCAGGAAACACAGUAAUGCUGUUUGAACACGGGCAGAUUCAGGAGGAAGCCAAAGCUAAAUCAAACAGACUGAGUGUUACAGAGAAAUGUUCUCUGGUUAUAAAGAAGGUCACACUUGAGGAUGCUGGUGGCUACGUCUGCAUGCAGUUCAGAUCAGGACAACAACAUGGUGAAAGCACGGUGGUUUUUCUGAAUGCUGUUACCAUGACUGAAGAGAAGAACGAUGAUUCGGUCACCUUGAACUGCUCUGUGUCUACAUAUGAAGGGUGUUUCUACACAGUGAAGUGGAUGUAUGAGGGUGAUAAGAAUGAUGUGAAGACAACAGAGCUUGACUGUUCUGCCACUGUGACAUUUGCAACAUCUCACCUUAAUCAGAAGUCAGAGUAUUAUGAGUUAUUGAAAUGUAAAGUGACACAUUAUACCAAACGUGUGCACCUGUUCCCCUUCAGCCCUCCUCAGUCCCCAGGUGAUGAUGCAACAACUACGAAUAAAUCACCAAUGACAACAGGAAAUAAACGGACAUCAGAAGAGACAAACAACCCGACAUCUGAAAACAACAACUAUGGACCAGGUGAGAAUAUGAUGAGCUGUUUGAAAUCACUUUUGAAGUGGCUGUAUGAGGGUGAUAAGAAUGACGUGAAGACAACAGAGCUUGACUGUUCUGCCACUGUGACAUUUACAUCAUCUCACCUUAAUCAGAAGUCAGAGUAUUACGAGUUAUUGAAAUGUGAAGUGACCCAUUAUACCAAACGUGUGCACCUGUUCCCCUUCAGCCCUCCUCAGUCCCCAGGCUGGUGGAGGAUCAUUGUCAUGUCUCUGGGUUUAGCAACAUUCAUACCAAGUGUUGUGGCGGUCAACAUAUGGGCAAGAGAUAAAGGGAACAAAACACAGACGGAAGAAAACAUUGAGCAUGAUGAUGAAGAUGAAGGUGAUGGUACGGUGAACUAUGAAAACACUGCAGAGCCUUCUACCUCCGUCUGA